Molecule: messenger RNA, 1854 nt
Organism: Lasiodiplodia theobromae
Lineage: Eukaryota; Fungi; Ascomycota; Dothideomycetes; Botryosphaeriales; Botryosphaeriaceae
Product: Beta-lactamase
Exons: 5
Coding region: 1-1854 (617 amino acids)
Source: RefSeq, a predicted model, not a curated record
AUGCUUAGCCGGAAUAUCGCCCCACUCACCCUUGUCGCUCUCGCAGCACAAGUCGCUCUCGCCUCGACGCGUUGGCCUCAAACUCCAGACUCUUACGAACCCAUCACGACCUACCAGAAAUGCCCCUAUGCCGGCCAGCUCUUCCCUCCACCCACCGACGCCGGCAAUGCACCUGCCAUCUUGGCCGCGCAAUCAGCCCUGCGCGCCCAGCUCGAUGAUCUCACCCAAUCAGGCGAAGGCGUUGUGGCAUUGAACAGCACUUUCUUCUCCGUGGCCAUCUUUUCAGCCGCUGAUACGGACGAUGGCCUCAUUUUUAACUAUCACUUCGCUCCUCCAGGAAUGGAAAACGCGACUGGUGGCAGAGAGCUGGACAAUGAGAGUGUGUAUCGUGUUGGGAGCGUGACGAAGAUGUUGACCGUGUAUGCGCUGUUGGCGGCUAGAGGUGAUAGGGAUUUUGGGAGGCCGAUCACGGAGUUCUUGCCAGACCUGGAGGACGGUGCGGAUGACGAGGAUGAGCUGGCAAGAAUCCGGUGGGAAGACAUUACUGUUGAGGCGUUGGCAUCUCAGAUUUCUGGGAUACCGAGAGAUUAUGCCUGGCCCGACUACACUACUGCAGCAAAUGGUAGUUUGUUGCCUGUUCUGGGAGUCAACAGCUCAAAACUGCCAUCUGACGACAUUCCGGAAUGCGGCCUUCCGGCUCCCGGAUUCUCUCCAGACUUGCCAUUGUGCAGUCGUGAGCAGUUCAUCCAAGGUCUAAAUAAGCUCGGUGCUUAUUUCCCCGCCUUUGAGACCCCCACCUAUUCCAACGCAGCGUUCCGCUUACUCAGUAAUGUGAUUGAGAACAUAACUGGUGAGCCAUAUGAGACGACUUUCAACAGCCAGAUCGCAGACCCAUUGGGCCUUUCGUCAACUACGGUUUCAACGCCACAGGACGACAGCCACGGAGUGAUCCCUGGUGGGAAGACGGCGGCAUGGUGGGGCCUUGACCUCGGAGAAGAAAACGCCGCCGGCAGCGUCUACUCCACCAUCAACGACAUCACCACCAUCGGCCGCUCCAUCCUCCGCUCCACCCUCCUCCCCCGCGCCCUCACCCGCCGCUGGCUCAAACCCCACUGGCGCACCGCCGACGACACGCACUUCGUCGGCGCCCCCUGGGAAAUCACAUCCACACGCAUCUCCCUCGCCGACAGCAACAGCACCACAACGGCUAACACGUCCACGACCCGCGUCGACCUCUACACCAAAGGCGGCAACAUCGGCGCCUACUCCGCGCAGUUCGGCCUCGACCCGGACCGCGAGUGGGGCUACGUCGUGCUGGGCGCGGGGGCCGCGUCGGGCGCGCCGGUGUUCUACCUGGGCGACCUGAUCGCGCGGAGUUUCGCUCCGGCCUUCGAGGCGGCGGCGCGGGCGGAGGCGGCGCAGCGCUUCGCGGGGACGUUCGUACAGGCUGACGGUGGUAAUGGGACUCUAACACUAGCAGUGCAGGAGGGUCAGCCCGGUAUCGCGGUGACGAGUUGGACGGCGAACGGGGUGGAUGUGCUGAGCGCGCUGCCGGCGGCAAACCUGCGCGGGUUCGGGGCGCCGGCUGUGACGCUGUAUCCGGCGCGGUUGAAGAGCAAGGGCAAGGUCGCGUUCCGGGCGGUCAUCGAGGCGCUGCCGAAUGCGGAUUUUGGGGGCCCGUUGGAUAGCGCGUGUUUGAGCUGGUUGACGGCGGAUCCGGCGCAGAUUGCGAGCAGGAUGCUGGAUGAUGUGGUGGUGGGGGUGGAUGAGGAGACGGGCGAGGCGUUGUGGGUGGAGAUGAGGGCGUGGAGGGAGAAGUACGUGCGGCAGGGGGGGUACGGUGGGUACAUGUGA